ACUUGAACUGAGAAAAAGUAACAUAUAUCUAGCUGCAUGCUCUGAGAAACAGGGGAUUUUAUUUAGUUAGCAGAUUGGGCGAUCGGUUAAUGUAUAACAUUUUGUCAAACAGCAUGGCCAGCUAAUGUCGGGUUUUCAUGCAGAGGAUUUUGGUGCAUCAACGUUCCAGAUAGGGUUUUAAAUUUGAAGCUCCGACUUUUGCUAACGGUACGUUGUUGUCAUCUCAACACGUCAGACUUGUGCGAUAACUAGCUAGCCUCUAGUUGUGCUUUCAUUUGUAAGUCCAGUUUAUAUUUUAUUUAUUUACCAUCAAGGUUCUGUUUUAAUUUUGUGUAACAAAUUGCACGUUUCUGCAGUGACUUGUUUGACGUUAGUGAGCCAGGAACGGAGGACAACAUGUCAGGAUCAAACCAAGGACACGGAAGCGCGGUUGAUGUUCCACUGCCAGAAUACCAAAACCAGGAAAAUAUGCUGUCCGGACAGAGAGGUACACUCAAAAACCGGGUGGACAACCAGGAGAACAUUGUCCCCAAAGCACCACAGAGAACUGUCCUGGGAGCCUUGCAAAACAACAAACGCAGCAAACCUCAAACUCUGCGCGGCACAAAACAGGUUGGUAACUUCCAACUAGCCACUAGCCAGCCAACACCAUAUACUUAGACUUGUUGCCUAGCUAGCUAACCUUGCUAACAUAGCAGUAGCAUGCAGAUUAAGCCUGGUGGCUAGGUAAUUUGCUAACCUUUGCUAACCUUAGGAUACAUUUUUUUUUAAUUCACGACCAAGCGCAGUUUAUUUUGAUAAUUUAGAAUUUCAUCUCCAUUUUACUGAAUGUAUUUUUGUCUAAUUUUUUUAAUGUCUGAUAGUUGGGUAGGUUCCCUUCCAAGUAACGUUAGUCCGCCAUUUUAUACUGUCAAUCUCUUGUGCUAGUUGGGAUGGCCAACUUGCAUUCUCAAACCUAAUUCUUCCCAUAUUAAAAUGAUUAAUUUACAUGAAAUGGCAACUCAUUGUCGAAACCAUGAGCACUGAAAUAUUUGAAAUUCUGUCCUCAUUUCAGGUGCUGUCCUGCGAAAAUGAAAUACCUAAAAGUUAUUCAGAGAAGCUGGGCAGCAAGCAGCCUGCUUUCCAGAUUCAUGUGGAUGAGCCUGAUGGUGCCUGCUCCAAGAAACCGGUGUCCCUCAAGGCCAAGCCCUCCACAGAGAUUUCCUCCCUGAAACUGAACCCAACAGUUACCCUUCUAAGGCAGCCUCUCGCCUCUCUUGACAUAACAGCAACAUGUGUGUCUAACAUGAAUGUUAGUUUUGACGGUGAGUAAUCCAGCUGGACUUCAUCUAUCUAUUUAUUUAGCCCCGAUUUAUUUACCCUUUCAAUACUCUGAUAUGAACAUGGUGUCGUCUCAUAUGGAUUCGAAAGUCAAACGUUUUCAAAUGAUUUUGCUCUAUACAGAUUCUCCCAUGGAUAUGUCAGUUAUUGAAGGUGACGAGAAGCCAGUGAACGCGGCAACGGAGUAUGCUUCAGAAAUACACACGCAUCUAAGAGAAAUGGAGGUGAGCAAACUGGCGUGCGCAAUUCAUUUUUUCAGUUCACACAAAUAACUGAACUGUAACUACAGUGUUGUGAAGACUCAUUGUCCUUAUGCACUCUUGUCCUUAGGUUAAAUCCAGGCCAAAAGCAGGCUACAUGAAAAAGCAGCCAGACAUCACCAACAGCAUGCGGGCCAUCCUCGUUGACUGGCUGGUGGAGGUUGGAGAGGAGUACAAGCUCCAGAACGAGACGCUCUACCUUGCAGUGAACUACAUCGACCGUUUCCUGUCUUCCAUGUCAGUCCUGCGGGGGAAGCUGCAGUUGGUUGGGACCGCUGCAAUGUUGUUGGCGUCGUAAGUGUUGUAGACCCCCCCCCCCCCAACAUAGCCAUCCUUUUUGUGUGCUCGAAGGUGUGCUGAGUAAACAGUCUUUGCUAUCUGUUGUGUAAAGCCCACUAGAUGUAUUAGGCCUCUGUCCCAAAUGAAUGGAAAAGAUUGGCACCAACAUCUGACACUUUAAUUUUGGCAGGAGUUUAACUGAAAGUGUCAACCCUAGAGAUGAACUCCUUUUUAAUUGAUAGUGCCAAUCUAAGCGAUUUGCUUUAAUCACACUGGUUUUCCUUCAAAUGCAGGAAAUUUGAAGAGAUCUACCCCCCGGAGGUCGCAGAGUUUGUUUACAUCACGGACGACACCUACACGAAGAAGCAAGUGUUGCGAAUGGAGCAUCUGGUGCUGAAAGUGCUCUCCUUUGAUCUGGCCUCUCCUACCAUCAACCAGUUUCUCACUCAGUACUUUCUCACCCAGCCUGUCGGCAGCAAGGUGGAGAGCUUGUCGAUGGUGAGUAGAGCACACGUUGUUGUGGCGUUCACAUUUUGUAAUUUAAGUUGAAAUUGUGGUUUUAUAGAUAUUUUAUAAUUCUUUGACAAACUUUGUCUUAGUUCCUAGGGGAGCUCAGUCUAGUAGACUCAGACCCUUUCCUGAAGUACCUCCCCUCUCAGACUGCUGCGGCCGCCUUAGUUUUGGCAAACCACACAAUAACAGGAGGCUCAUGGGUAAGUUUGCAAUGCCGCAGUAAGCGUUCUACCAGGGUAGGAGUUUCCUUGACCUUCUGGUUUGGCCGUUAUGCCCCAUUCAAAAUAGGGCAACAGAAUGUAGCGUCUUAAACAGGUCUUGGCCUCGGUGCCGUAGGCCAGGAUUUGGUAGCUGGUGCGGACAGGAACUCUCUCCCUGCAGAAUAUCUGCCACUGGCUCUCACUGUCUGUUUUGAUUACUUUGGGAGAGAAACAUUAACACAAGUAACGUUUUUCUUUCUCCUCGUGUGUAUGUAUGCAAGUCUUCACAGUAAAGGCUUUUUUUUUUGUCUCACUUGCUGUUUUAAUGUUAAUAUAUGACAUUGAUGGGCCAAUAAUGCCUUGGCCAAUUGGGUGUCACUGAAGGUCAAGUGGCCUUAUUAAAUGAAAUUCUAUACCUGAUCUUGGCACAUAGAAAACGUGAUUUCCAACUGUCACUAAAGUCUGUUCCAUAUUAAAUGCUUUUCUAAGAAUCAUGUUUGAAAAGUAGGCUAUUCCCUAGUUGACAGGUUUGCUUACUGACAACAGGGGUAUACACGGAAUCACCCACCCAUGUGUUUCUAACUUUCUUGAUCAUCAGGCUCCUCCCUGACUCGCAAUCUCUUGCUUGCAUUUGAUCUUCAGGUUUUUUUUUUUUUUCAACACUUAAAGUUUAAACCUAAAAUGUUCCUUAUACAGCUGUAGCGUGAGAUUGUCAUACCCUGAAGAGACCGCUAGCCUGUGUGGAAUAAAAGAUUGCAAUUGAUCACAACUCAAAUGACAACUGAUAUCUUUGCCCUAAAACAAAUAACUUUGCAGUGACAUUAUAAUUUUAUUUUUUUCUGUUUUAUUUUAGUCCAAGUCUCUGGCAGAGGUGACUGGCUACUCUUUAGAAGACCUGAUGCUUUGCGUAGAGGAUCUGCACCAAAUGUAUCUCAACGCUGCUACGCAUGCACAGCAAUCAGUGAGGGAGAAGUACAAGGGCGCAAAGUAAGUGAACCAUACAGAUGGAUUUCUAAAUGUUCUUAUCUGAAAGUAGUUCAUUAAUGACUAGUGGUCACUGUAAUCCACUUUGUAUAUUUGCCAAUGUAAACAUUCCAUUGGUAUCCAAUCCAUUAAUUUGUGCCGCUAAUCUAUACUGAACUAAAAUAUAAAUGCAACAAUUUCAACGACUUUACAGAGUUACAGUUUGUAUAAGGAAAUCGGACAAUUGAAAUAAAUUCAUUAUGCCCCAAUCUAUGGAAUUCACAUUACUGGGCAGGGGCACAGCCAUUACACUCACUGGGUAGCCAGGCCCAGCCAAUCAGAAUGAGUUUUCCCCCACAAAAUAGUUUAUUACAGACAGAAUAAUACUCCUCAGUUUCAUCAACUGUCUGCAGCCGUGAGGCCGGUUGGAUGUACUGCCAAAUUCUCUAAAAUGACAUUGGAGGUGGUUUAUGGUAGAGAAAUUAACAUUCAGUUCUCUGGCAACAGCUCUGGUGGACAUCCCUGCAGUCAGCAUGCCAAUUGUACGCUCCCUCAACUUGAGACAUUUGUGGCAUUGUGUUGUGACAACUGCACCUUUUUAGUGACCUUUUGUCCCCAGCACAAGGUACACCUGUGUAAUGAUUGUGCUGUUUAAUCAGCUUCUAGAUAUGCCACACCUGUCAAGUGGCUGGAUUAUCUUGGCAAAGGAGAAAUGCUUACUAACAGGGAUGUAAACAAAUUUGUGCAUAGUGUAAAUUUCUGUAAUCUUUUAUUUCAGCUCAUGAAACAUGGGUCCAACACUUUACAUGUUGCGUUUUAUAUUUUCGUUCAGUAUAAAAUAACCAUGUGUGUAAGCUUACUGGACAUUUCAUUUUAAGGGGAACUACUUGUUCAUAUAGUAAUUUUAUAGAUUUCUAUUAGAUUGAACAUGAAUUGGUGGGUCUGAAUGAUUUUUUUUUUUUUUUUUACCAUAUUGUGUUUCUUGCUGUCUAGGUACCAAGAGGUCUCUCUCAUCGAGCCCCCAGAGAAACUGUCAUUGAAUUGAUUUUUCUUUCCUUUGCUCACCAAUGCUGAGAACUGUUCUAAUUGGGGGUGUUUUCUCCGCACAUUAAUUUUUUUACUACACGAGACAUCUUGCCAAAAUGUGUAACUGAACCCAUGGCAUCAAUCUUUUGCGGAUGUGGGCUCAAUUUAGUGAGUUUUUUUAUGUACAAUCCUGUAGGAUUGUUUUAUGCUUGACGCAACCCUGAGCUUUGUAAUGUUAAUCAAGCAAUGUCAUGUUUGUCUGUUCUCACUAGACAAAUGUGGUUUUUAACUGCUAAAAAGCUGUAAAGAUGCAUCUUUCACUGUCUGCAUUCUUGUAAUAAAACUGCAGCUUAUAUUUUCCCCACUGAAACUAAUAGACACACUUGUGAAUAUUUCCUGACAAAUCUUUCCCCAGACUAACCGUGUUUGGGUUUUCUAUGACUACUUGACAUUUUCUAUGGGCUGUACUGAAUUAUUAUUUUUCCACAAAUGUAUUCUAGCCAAGGUUGGAAGCUUAAGUCUAGUUUGGCUCAACAUUCUGCAGGACAGUCUGCCGUUUUUAAAUCACUUGCCUCAUUCAAAGGUAUGUGUCUUGUUGGGAGUUCACUGGUUAUCAAUCAAGGCAUCAUCUGCGCUGUAAAAUAUCUCUUGUAAAUAAAUUCCAUUCCCGCAAAGACCCUCUGUUA
Coregonus sp. 'balchen' is the source of this 5247-nucleotide messenger RNA. The record is from the annotation of a GenBank genome assembly. Lineage: Eukaryota; Metazoa; Chordata; Actinopteri; Salmoniformes; Salmonidae.